This is a messenger RNA of Galendromus occidentalis (western predatory mite), 22170 nucleotides long. RefSeq lists its product as uncharacterized. The record is from RefSeq and is a predicted model, not a curated record. The transcript is spliced from 36 exons. Lineage: Eukaryota; Metazoa; Arthropoda; Arachnida; Mesostigmata; Phytoseiidae. The annotation marks the transcript as partial. Gene Ontology annotation, molecular function: calcium ion binding; catalytic activity.
AUGGAAGUAGAUGCUCACGUGGACGAAACCACAAGAGCACCUAUGAAAAUCGAGAGGAAAAAGACAUCAAAGUCCCCGGUCGAAAAGGACUCUGUAGAAAACGUCAGAACGAAAGAUCGCCGACUGGACAAGUCGGCGGUCUCCGAGACAAGAGGAGAAAAUAGCGGCAACAGCAGCAGCGACAUCAUCGAACAGCCGACCAAGAAGUCAGCUGUUGUCAAAGGAACAGCUGAGAACGACGAUCUCAGCCAAGCGCUGAUGCCACCGGGAACUUCCGAGCGACGCAGGAGGAUGAAACGCAGGCCACCUGCAAUCUUCCUCUACGGCUUGAAUGACAAGGCUAGCGCGACCAGUGUAUUAGAAUGGUUUACGCAUAAAGGAAGCAAACCAAAGAGAGUCUCUAAACUAAAAGUGGAAAGAGGCGGAUCAUCCUUCUGUGUCAGCUUUAACCCGGCAGACUUCGAAAGAUGUUUGAGUCCCGAAUUUUACCCGAAGUUCAUGAGGGUGAAGAAAUGGAGUGGAUUCUUCCCGGUAUCUGAGAAGAUCCUGGAAACUGCACCAUCGAAAACCAGAGAGGGUCCGGGUAGACCAGAGGGUGGAGUGAGCAUAUACACCAGCGCCUGCAUACGACGUCCGAAGGUGAUCCAUCGGGAGGAGAAUGUGUUGGUGCUGGAGACGUCUGACUUGACAAUCGCCCUCUUCUACCUGAAACCAACCCUCACGUCCACCGAAGUAAUGUCAACAGUGACACAGACGCUCAGAUAUAUCGACACCCGAACGUUCACCGUGAUUGCCGGGGAUUUCAACUGUCGAAUGGAUAGCCAGGCAAAGGACUCGAAAGGAUGCGUCCUGCGAGAAUCUUUAGAUGAGCUAGACUAUACACUAGCCAAUGACGCGGAUGACGUGACGAAUAUCUGCUACAACGGAUCGAGCACCAUCGAUCUCUUCUUCGUGUCACAUCUUGACCGAGUGAUUGCCUGCCAGGUAGUGGAGGCGCCAAUUAAAAGCCAUCUACCAGUGGUACUCAGCAUCACCGCUCGGGAAACCCCGAAGAAGAAGGAGCUCAGACCGACUCGGCGCAUGGAUUACAAUAUUCUAGACGAAGAACAAGAGUCACGACAGAUCUCAGGCAAGAUGAGAACGGCUGACGUGAAUCAAGCUGAACAAGAGCUAGUUCGCCUCGUUCAAAAAGCUCAACUUCUUCCUCGCCCGUACAAGGCGAAAAGAAGACCAUGGUUCAACAAGGAAUGCAAAGAGCGCAGGAGAGCGCUACUCCUGGCCUUACGGAAGGCGAAAAUUGAAGGAGGGCCGUACCGAAGGGAGUACUGCUUUCUACGGAAACGGUACCAUCAUCUAGUUCAGCAUCGCAAGAGCGAGCACCGCGAGAAGCAACAUGAGAAAAUGUUAGCUGAAGCGAAAAAGAAAACCCACAUUCUACUGAAAAAAUGUCGGAAGAAAACGACAUGUACCGCGAGUACAGAAGAGAUAACUCGACACUUCAAGAAUUUACUUUUCGAAGAAGAUAUUCCCCCGCCAGCCGCGCAAAUCACUCUGCCGCUCACGUUAGAGCAAUGGUUGAUGAACGCGCCGUGGACAGAGAAGGAAGUUGAAUUUAUUCUAAAUUCCCUACCAAUGAGAAAGAGCUGUGGACCUGAUGGUAUCUACUACGAGAACUGGAGGAUGGGGGCAACCGCACUCGUGCCUUUGAUAAGUUCUCUCUUCAACAAAAUCAUGGAAGAAGGAUGCAUUCCGGACACAUGGCACAUCAGCCGGCUGACUUUGCUAUUCAAGGGUGGCAGGUCAGAUCCGAGAGAUGACAUGAAUAAAUUUCGAGGAAUAGCCAGCGAAGCGACACUCAAGAAAGUGUUCUUCAAAGGCAUCAUAAGUAGACUCGAAACAUCUAUCGAGAACAGAUUGCCUCCAGAACAAUUCGGGUUCAGGAGAGGCGUGUCAACGAACGACGCAAUUCACGUUGUGAUGUCGGCCAUCGAGAGGGGGCUGGCCCGUCGAAACCAGGCCCAACUCUACGGUGGGUUCAUCGACUGCUGUAAAGCAUUCGACAGUGUUCCGAGGCAGGCAAUGGUAAAUGCCUUCGCCGAGGCCGGAGUGAACGGACAGCUCCUGAAAAUCAUCGAAAGCUUCUUCUACACAGACACACUCAUGGUGCGGACUGGGUCGGAGGAUGUCAUUGCGAGGCAGAACAGAGGCACGCCACAAGGCGACCCGCUGAGCUGUAUCGCUUUCACACUCCUCCUAGCCGACCUGCCCGCGAGGGUCCGAGAGGAGUCGAAGGAUGCGGUCAUUUGCCUGUAUGCGGAUGACAUUUUUGUGGCUCAUCAUAACGCCACCAUGUUCAGGAAGGUCUUCGCCAUCGUUGGUGAAUACCUCCGACAAAUUGGAUUAGAUCUGAAUCCGCAGAAGUCAUGUGUUGUUAAAUUCCGGAACGGAGGACGACUAGCUAAGACCGACAGGAUGCACUGGAGAGGGGAACCGAUCCAGUUCGUACCGAGCUCGAAGUAUCUCGGCUUGCACCUCACCACCGCCGGCACGAGUUUCUCAGCUCACGUGGAGUUCGCGGCGGCGAGAGCAACGACAGCGAUGGCUUCGGGUGUGGACAGGCCACGAGAUCUCCCACUCGACAUAGCGGAUCGCCUCUUCAAAAUGAAGGCCGUCCCGGUCCUGUCAUACGGACUGAAACGAAUAUGGAAGCACCUCACAGUAGCCAACUUCAAAAGUUUGGAACGCUCCUACACGCUCUUCAUGAAAAGACCUCCGACGUCAGCGUACAGUCGGCCUGGAAUUGAUGCGCCAGGCUCCCAGUCGGUGGGACAGUACGGGAAGCGUGAAAUAUUUUUUCUCAAUCUUGAAGACGGUUAUUUCGGAUGCCAGGUGAACGCUUCCACCGAAAUCCUGCAACUUUUUGAUCUCAGUAAACUGUGCGACGGGGAGUCGCAGUGCUUUCAAGGUUCAGACGAGAACUCCAUCAAACUCAAAUGCCAGGAUCGAAACUACUGCCACCCAAAGAUGGCCCGAUGUCGGAACGGCGCCUGUCUCGAUGGACUGUGUUACUGCAACGAUGGUUACGGGGGCAAAGGCUGCGAAAUGCCCGAUGAGAACGAAUGCAAAUACAGGCCCUGUGAUGUCUUCGCGCACUGUACGAAUACGAUGGGCAGUUUCUACUGUUCCUGUUUCCCUGGCUAUGAGGGUGACGGAUUCGAAUGUAAAGAUGUGAACGAGUGCGAGAUACCUGAGCUGAGGUCGCUCUGCGUGCCAAACUCUGAGUGUUGCAACUUGCCUGGUCAUUACGUUUGUAAAUGCCUGGAAGGCUUCACCGGCAACGCUACAGACUCCUGUCUAGAUUUAGAUGAAUGCGCCGAUCCCGCAGCUUGCGGUCAUCAGGCCAUAUGUCAGAAUACGCCCGGCAGCUACCAAUGCGUUUGUCCGCCUGGAAUGACCGGGGACGCGUACUCGUCAUGUGGAGACAUGGACGAAUGCACCGACAAUCCAUGCGGACCGAACGCCGUCUGCAAGAACACCAUAGGGAGUUUCUCGUGUGAAUGCCUCCCGGGUUACUCAUUCGCAGAUCCUUCGGAACCGCACAGAGGCUGCGUCGAUGUCGACGAGUGCUCUUCGGACAGGAAUCCGUGUGGAGCGCAAGCAACGUGUCAGAACACACCGGGGAGUUUUUACUGCCAAUGUCUGCCCGGAUAUACCGGUAACCCUCGACUCGGAUGUCAGGACAUCAACGAAUGCGUUCAAGAUGUCUGUGGAUCUCACUCAGUGUGUACGAAUGUUCCGGGGAGCUUCAAAUGCAGUUGCGAAACCGGCUGCGAAGGCGACCCUUACACCAGGACAGGCUGCCAAGAUAUUGACGAGUGCAAUCGUGCCAACAUGUGCGGACCGAAUGCCCAAUGUAUAAACAACUUCGGAUCUUAUCAGUGUCAGUGCCUCGAGGGAUAUUCUGGAGAUGCCCGUCUGGGUUGCGCAGACAUCGACGAAUGUGCUUCCCAUCCUUGCGCUCAGGGAUCGGUGUGCUACAAUUCGCCGGGAUCCUAUCGAUGCGAGUGCCCUCGGGGUUACACGGGAAAUGCCUACCAAUCUUGUGAAAGGGACGUGGUCGAAGUGGACUGUACAGGGGACCACGAGUGUACCGGCAACGCUCAUUGUGUGGACAGCACGUGCCAGUGUAAAGCUGGGUAUCAGGUCGGUCCCAAUGGACGCGAUUGCGUCGACCGGAAUGAAUGUCUAAGCCGAGGAACUUGCGGACGUCACGCCGUUUGCGUGAACACCGAAGGAAGCUAUCUCUGUCAAUGCAAGCCCGGAUUUGAAAAGCUCUCCGAUGGGGCCCGGUCCAAAUGCAAGGACGUCGAUGAAUGCUCAUUGGAUCCGUUUCCUUGUGGAUCGGGAGCCAAGUGCGUCAACACGGAAGGUGGUUUUCGAUGCGCCUGUCCGGAUAAUCUUAUCGGUAACCCCAAGGAAGCCUGCAUCUCUCCUUGUGACGCGGUCGAGUGCGGAGCUCAUGCCACGUGCCAGGCUAACGGAAAGGAAGCAACAUGUAUCUGCGAUGUCGGCUUCACCUUCAAGCCGUCGAACAUCGCAGCUGGCUGCGUCGACGUCAACGAAUGUGAAUACGAGCACGGACCGUCUGGACUCUGUGGAGCCGGAGCCCUUUGCACGAACGUGCCAGGCAGCUUCCACUGCGCGUGUCCUCCCGGAUUCACCGGCGAUCCGUUCAUACAUUGCGAAGACAUCAACGAGUGCGACACCGCUUUAGGCCCUCAGGGAUCUUGUGGUCCCAACGCGCUCUGUACGAAUCAAGUCGGAUCGUUCAGUUGUCACUGCCCACCAGGUUUCACAGGGAACGGCAGAGUCCGCUGCUCAGAUAUCGACGAAUGCUCGACGUCCUACGGGCCUUGUGGGAAAUGCGGACACAAUGCCCAAUGCACAAACACUCCGGGAAGUUUUACGUGUUCGUGUCCCACGACAUACACGGGGAACCCUCAUGACCGAUGCGAGCGAGUUGCGGUCUGCACUAGUCGACAGGAUUGCCCCGGUCAUGCCGAAUGCAUUGACGGCCAAUGCUACUGUUCACCUCCCCAUUUCGGGGACGAUUGUAAACACCCUUGCGAUGUUGUAUUUUGUGGAAACCAUGCGAAAUGCGAGCUCGACGACAACGAUCAAGCCCUUUGCGUCUGCGCCAACGGAUACACCGGACAUUCGAAUUCUCUCGGAGGAUGCGUAGAUAUCGACGAGUGUCACGCGAGUGACAAGUCCUGCGGAGCCGGAGCAGUUUGCCGGAACCUCCCUGGAUCGUUCGAGUGUAUUUGCCCCCAGGGAGCGUCUGGUGACCCAUAUGCCGGGUGUCUGUUCAAGGAGGAUCAAGUAGUGCACGCGUGUUCACCCUCGAAACCGAACUCUUGUGGCGUCAACGAAGAAUGCGUUUCAAUUGAAGGACGAAACGAUUGCGUCUGCCGGCGAGGUUACACUUACGACUCUCAACUCUGUCGCUGUCGAGAUAUCAACGAAUGUACGGAGUUCAAAACCAAGGAACCAUGUGGUCGAAACGCUUUCUGCCAAAAUCUCGAGGGAUCCUUCCAAUGUCAGUGUCCCGCGGGCUACAUCGGGGAUCCCUACGAUUGCUGUCAUGCCGAAGCCUUCGAGUGCCACAAGGAUGAGGAUUGCGCUGGGAAUACGGUUUGUCGCAAAACGUACGGGAGUGAGGGCGGCCGUUGCGGAUGCCGACCGCCGUUCCAGAGAGAGGGAGACUAUUGCAUCCUCUACGGCAGAAACUGCACGUCAACGUUGCCCUGUCCGGAGAACCACGAAUGCGUAUUCACAACACAAACUACCGGAUACUGCAUCUGUCCGAAAGGUUUCACCCUUGAGGCGAAUGGACAAUGCCGAAAUAUCAACGAGUGCCUCGAAAUACGCGACUACAAUCCGUGCGGACAAGGCGCUGAGUGCCGAGAUCUCGUGGGAUCGUAUCAGUGCAGCUGCGCUGCAGGGUAUACGGGUAACCCAAAAACAGGCUGCACACCAAUCAAAGUGCGUUGCCGGGGUGAAGGCGAUUGUCACGCGAAUGAGCAAUGCAUGAACGACUGUUGUGAAUGUCUUCCACCUUACGUCCUGGAUGGAGACACCUGCAAACACCCCUGUGAUUGGAUGCAAUGUGGUCAAUUCGCCACCUGCAGUGUGACGCCGAAAGGUCCACAAUGCAACUGCAACACCGGGUGCACCGGAAAUCCGCACACGGGCUGCUUGGACGUCAACGAGUGCACAGCGAACCUACCGCUGGACCCGAAUGGACCUUGCGGUUCAGGAGCGACUUGCAUCAAUGUGAUGGGCAGCUACAAAUGUGAAUGUCCACCCGGAACGCGCGGAGAUCCCAUGGUGGGAUGCGAGGGCGGCCGCGCAGGUGGAUGCCAAUCGGACGAAGAAUGUCCUCAAACGGCUUCGUGUGACGUCAAAAACGGCGUUUGCUACGAUCCCUGUUUGACUUUCCAAUGCGGCCCGAACACCAGCUGUGAGCCGGAAAAUCACAGAGCAACCUGUUGGUGCACGCCUGGAUUCGAAGGUGACGCAUACAACAAGGAAGUGGGAUGCAGAUCACCGUGCGCCGAUGUCUGGUGCGGUGUGAACGCUCAGUGCAUCGUCAAUCAGCACAACGAAGGAGUCUGCAAAUGCUACGAGGGAUACCACGGAAACCCUUGGGAAGGCGGAGAGUGCAGUCCUGAACAUGAAUGCACGCCCAACCGACCCUGCCCCGACGGGCAGGAGUGCCACGACGGCUGGUGCAUCGAUCGUUGCCGAAACAUUCGCUGCGGCUUGAACGCUCGAUGCGACAGAAUCACCGGACAGUGUGGGUGUCUUCCCUAUUUCAUCGGUAACUCCGAGGUCAUGUGCGUGCCUCCCGCCCUACCGCCCAUCUGUAAUCCGCGGUGCGGACCCGGAGCUCACUGCGUCUACGGCGUACCCAACUAUUGCGUGUGUAAUCCCGGCCUGUCCGGUAAUCCGUACAGUGGAUGUUCUCCCGGAAAUACAAGAUGCUCAUCGCGACUCUGUGGAACGAAUGCUAUCUGUUCGGAGCUCGGAGCUCUCGACUGCAGAUGCCCAGCUGGGCUUCAAGGGAAUCCCUACACAGCUUGUACGGAUAUCAACGAGUGUCUCGGAGGCUCGCUGAGCGUGUGCGGAACUGGAGCCAAGUGCGUUAACACAUUCGGAUCAUUCAAAUGCGUGUGUCCCGCAGGAUACGUCGGAAAUCCGCUGUUCGCCUGCACGGCUAUCCUCACUGCUCACAGUCCACCUGGAAUCGGAGGGAUCGCCGGUCUACCAGGAAUUUCCGGCGGACUGUCGCCGGCCGCACAGGCGCCUAGCGCGCCCCAGAUACCUUCAGCACCCGAUUUCUCAAUCGGCGGCAGUCUACCGCAAGUUCCCGGUGUCGGCGGAUCCCUGCCGAGCUUCCCGAGCAUCGGCGGCAACUUCCCGAGCAUCGGGGGCAACCUCCCGCAAGGCCCCGGUAGCGGCGGAUCCUUCCCGCAGAUCCCGAGCAUCGGAGGCAACUUCCCGCAGAUUCCGGGCAUCGGAGGCAGCUUCCCGCAAUUGCCCGGUACCGGAGGCGGCUCCCCGCAAUCGCCAGGUACCGGAGGCGGUUUUCCGCAAUUACCUCAGCUGCCACAGAUUCCCCAACUUCCCGCUUUUCCAUCCCUUCCGCUUCUGCCCGGUCUGCUACCAGGCGGAGGAGGUGGUGGUGCAGCGGCUCCAACAUCGACACCUGCACAAUCCCCGACCACGAGUGAACAGCCCGAAUUGGCCCCGCCCGUUCAGUCGAAUGACUGCGAGUCCCACGACCAAUGCGACCAGAACGAGCUCUGUGUUCGACGCAGAUGUAUCCGGCCCUGUGACACUAGACAGUGCGGACCUAACGCCCACUGUCUCGUCGAAAAUGACCACGCUCUGUGCAAGUGCGAAGAAGGAUAUUCUGGACGUCCAGAAGAUCAGAGAGUUGGGUGCUCCCCGCAACGAUGUACGUCCGUAUGUGCAAACAUUCAAUGCGGACCCAACGCGCAAUGCGAAUCCCAGAACAAUCGAGCGACCUGCGCGUGUCGACCCGGUUUCGGCGGGGACGCCAACGACCUCAUCCGAGGAUGCGCAGCGAAGGCUCAAGACGAGUGCCAUGACGACAACGGAUGUCGCGAAGAUCACGAGUGCAAGCUCGGCACCAAAGGCGUCAAACAGUGUCGUGACGUCUGCGAAGACAAACUCUGCGGUCCCAACGCCAACUGUCUCGGAGAAACGCACAAAGCCGUCUGCGAGUGUUUGCCAGGAUUCGUUUUUGACGGAAUCGGAUGUCAUGUUCCGGACGACUGUCAAGUCGAUGGAGAUUGUCUCGGCCACGAAGUAUGUCGCCAUCAGCCGGAAGGUAACAAAUGCGUCGACGUUUGCGUGUCCCAACAAUGCGCACCGAACGCGAGGUGUCACGCCGUCAACCACCGAGCCAACUGCGUCUGUCGGGAAUCCUUCUUCGGUAACCCCAACGACCAGAACCGAGGCUGUCAGCCGAUCCUCGACAACUGCCUCCACGAUGCCGAUUGUCCGGAAUUCGAGAGAUGUCUGCCCAACUCCCAAGGCAUCAGAAACUGCACGGACACCUGCAUCAAAACCCGAUGUGGGCCCCACGCCCACUGUAUCGGGAGGGAUCACCGACCGGAAUGCGUUUGCCGGGAAGGGUUCGCGGGAAAUCCCGCCGAGUUCUCGAUCGGCUGUCAGGAGAUUCGACUGGACACCUGCAACACGAACAUCGAUUGCAAACCGUUCCAGGCGUGCAAAGUCACGCCCGUCGGCGUCCGUGACUGCGUGGACGUCUGCAGCGAGAAACGUUGUGGUCUCAACGCGAACUGUUUCGCUCAAUCGCACCAGGCGUUCUGCGAAUGUCUUCCCGGAUUCGCCGGAAAUCCAACCGACACGGUCAGAGGCUGUCAACGGCAUCUCUGCAAUCAAGACGCUGAUUGUGGCGAUCCCGACGCUUGUACUCUGACCCGGGUCGGAAUCCGAAACUGUACCGACGUGUGUUUGGACAAGAGAUGCGGCCCCAACUCGGAUUGUAUCGGCAACGGUCAUCGCGCGACUUGCGUCUGCCGUCCCGGCUUCGAAGGAAUUCCUGACGACAUCCGUGAAGGCUGCAUUCCUUCGCCGAAAUGCCGAACCAACAGCGACUGCCGAAACGACGAAAUCUGCAGCGUUGACUCGACGGGUAUCAAAGCGUGCCUCAUUGGAUGCUCGACCGUGCUAUGUGGACAGAACACCAACUGCAGGACCGAUAAUCACAUCGUAGAAUGCAGGUGCCACGAAACUUUCGUCGGCGAUCCUUACAACCGUGAAACCGGCUGUACACCCGUGCCUGAGCGUUGUUACACCGACCACGACUGCCCAUCCAUAGCGACCUGCAAGAAAGGUCACGACGGCAAAAACGACUGCUUCGAUGCCUGCGACGGAUACCAGUGUGCGGAGGGAGCUUGUUGCGUAGCCAUCAACCACAGACCUACCUGCGAGUGCAGGCCCGGACUCAUCGGCGAUCCUCUCGUCCGCGGCUGCCGAAACCCCGACGAGUGUGACCGAGACACCGACUGCGCCGACGAUCUCAUCUGUCGACCCGACUUGGCCGGAUGUCGAAAAUGCGUCCCGGUUUGCGUGUACGAGAAAUGCGGACCUCAUUCGAUCUGCGUCGGAAUCCGACACAAGGCUCACUGCAGCUGCGAGCCCGGUUUCGAGGGCGAUCCCUACAAUCCGGGAAGCGGCUGCAAAGUACUCGCCCCGGUCGUCGAGGGCUGCCAAGUGAACGAGGACUGCGCUCAGACCGAGAUCUGUAUCCGCGGGAACCGAUGCGUCCAAGCCUGUGACCGCAGGCAGUGCGGUCCGAAUUCCGUUUGUCACGCGUUCAACCACCGUGCCCAAUGCAACUGUCUCGAAGGGUUCAGAGGCGACCCCGAUAACCCGAUCAACGGCUGCCGCCGAAAAGACGAAUGCCAAGUUGAUUUCGACUGUCCGAACAUCCAUGACGUGUGUCGCGCGGACAACACCGGCGAACGUCGGUGCGUGAACGCCUGCCGUUACAACAAAUGCGGCUUCAACACGAGAUGCAUUCCCGGCGAGCACAACUACCACUGCGAGUGCAUCGAGAGCCACGUCCGGGAUCCCGGAAAUCUGUUCGCGUGCGUCCCCCGUGCUAUAGAUGAAUGCAGGAACCAUACCAUGUGCCCCAGUACCGCCCAGUGCCUACCGAACUCACUCGGCGUGUUCCGCUGCGCAGAGGUAUGCAUCAGCUUCAGCUGCACGCCUGACGCCGAUUGCAUUCCUCUAAACCACAUGGGACGUUGCAAAUGCCGCGAAGGAUACACCGGAGACCCGAACAGCAGAGACGGCUGCCGGACCAUCCCGGAGCCCGAAUGCAUCAGCCAUUCCGACUGCGCCCUGCCGACCCAGGUCUGCCAGUUCGACGAGCACUACGGCGAACGACGCUGCCAGGACGGCUGCCGUUUCCUCAAGUGCGGCCCGAGAGCCAUCUGCGUCGUCGACAACCACCUGCCCAAAUGCGCGUGUCCCCACGGAAACUACAUCGGCGACCCGUACGACCAACGUGACGGCUGCCGUCAAGUCGAAUGUCUCAAGGACGAGGACUGCCAUCCGAAGAAGGCGUGCUUCCCGACGUUCUACUGCGAGGAUCCUUGCGUCGACGGUUGCGGAAUCAACGCCGCCUGCGUCGCCCAGAACCACCAACGUAUCUGUCAUUGCCGACCCGGCUACACCGGAGACCCGCUGGUCCGCUGCGAAGAAAUCCACUUCUGCAGCUCGAGCCCUUGCCACUCGUCUGCCAAGUGCAUCGACACGCCCGGAGGCUACGAGUGCAUCUGCCAGAACGGUUUCAUCGGGGAUCCGUACCGUCAGGGAUGCCGUCAUCCGAACUCGUGCCCCAACGGCAACGGGGACUGCCCCGGACACCUGGCCUGUUUCCCCGACCACAAGAAUUCGCCCAUGUGCCAGAACCCCUGCGACCACUUCUCGUGCGGACCGAACACCCAAUGCCGACCGGACAACAAACACGGCGCCGUCUGCGAGUGCCUGAGCUAUUUCCGAGGCGACCCCGCCUCGGGCUGCGUCCGAGAGUCGUUCGGAUGCUUCCACGACUCCGACUGCGCCAACGGAUACGUGUGCAUCGACGCGCAGUGCCGACUGGCGUGCAGCCGCGAGAGCGAUUGCGCCGUUGGGGAGAAGUGCGUCGGCUCGCGAUGCGUCCACAUGUGCUACGGAAACGGCGACUGCCCGCCCAAGGAGGCGUGCUGCUCCGGCGGAUACUGCCAGAUCGGAUGUCGAUCGAACGCCGACUGUUCCUCAGAGGAGACCUGCAGCCAGAACCGUUGCCAGAACCCGUGCCUCAUCAAAGGUCUGUGCGGCCCCAACGCCAUCUGUACGGUGAGGAACCACGAGGCCUACUGUUCGUGCGGUGACGGCCUCGUCGGUAACCCCACACCUCAGAUCGGCUGCACGAGGGCCGUGCUCACCUGCACAGGACGUGGUAGAGGCGACUGUCCUAGCGGUCUGUCUUGCUUUGAGAAUCGUUGCCGUGCCACCUGCAGCGGCUGUAUCGUCGGCGAAGCGUGCGUCCGUGACUUCUGCAUGUCGUCGUGCGCCGGCGACAGCGAAUGCCCCGCGGGAGAGCUCUGUAUCCAUGGCCACUGUCAGUUCGGAUGCCGAACCGAUAACGACUGCCAGGUGCACCAGGUCUGCUCGCUCAACAACUGUCACUGCAAACCGGGCUUCAGGGAGACGCCGUACGGCUGCGAAGACAUCGAUGAGUGUCUCGAACAGCCCUGCCACAAGAGCGCCAUCUGCCAGAAUUCCCUCGGCAGCUUCUCGUGCCGCUGCCCCGAAGGAUUCAUCGGGGACGGCUUCAUCAAAUGCUCGAACCCGGGAGAGUGUCCCCGGGGAGACGUCGACUGCCCGCAGCACGCGGCCUGCGACCGAACCGGAAUCACCAGGUGCGUCGACCCGUGCGCCAACGACCCAUGCGGACCGUACGCGAUCUGCUCCGUCAUCAACCACCGCCGUCAAUGCAAUUGCCCCAAGACCGGACUGUUCACCGGAGAUCCGUACGACAGGAACCGCGGCUGUAUCGCCGUGGACUGUCUCGCCGAUACCGAUUGCCAUCUGUCCGAGCACUGCGUCAACUUCGUCUGUCAGAGCCCUUGCGAUAAUCUAAACUGCGGAGCUCACGGAACUUGCGUCGUCAGGAACCGUCAGGCCUCCUGUGAAUGCGACCGAGGGUUCGAAAACCAGGGCUCUCUGCUCUGCGUCGAUGUCGACGAAUGCGCCAACCAGCCUUGUCACUACACCGCGCUCUGCGACAACAUCGUCGGCGGCUACAGCUGCAGGUGCCCGCCGCAGCUGGUCGGAGAUCCUUUCGCCAAGGCCGGUCAGCCCGGCUGUCACGACCCGAACAUCUGCUACAACGGCAACAGCGACUGUCCGUCGUCGUCCGCCUGUAUCGACGUAAAAGGAACGCCGUACUGCAAGGAUCCCUGCGAAACGCCGAACACCUGCGGAGGCAACUCCAAGUGCACCUGCAUCAACCACCAGCCCGUGUGCACCUGCGCCCCAGGAUUCACCGGAAAUCCCAAGAUCAGGUGCGACGUCGUCGAGUGCAUCGCCGACGGAGACUGCCGCGACACGGAAAUCUGCGCGCUCAACAAAUGCGUCGACGCGUGCCGCAGCAACGGUAACUGCGGAAUCAACACCAUCUGCGAAUCGAAGUCCCACACGGCGGUCUGCAGGUGCAAGGACGGAUUCCGAGGCAACCCGAGCACCGGAUGCAUCAAGGACAUUCCCUGCGACCACGACGACAACUGUCCCAUCGGGGAGUUCUGCUACCACGGUCUGUGCAGACUCUACUGCAAGGCGAACCGCGAGUGCGGCAGCAACGAGAUCUGCGAGGACGGUCGUUGUCGGGAGGUGUGCCGUUCGAACACCGACUGCCCCGAAGGCUUCCGCUGCGUGCUCGGUAACUGCGAGCCCGCCGAUCGCUGUUUCCACGACGGCGAGUGCGGUGAGAGCCGAAUCUGUCGCUCGUCGCACCGCGGAUACGACAGCUGCCUCGACCCUUGCGAGAACACGCUCUGCGGCCGGAACGCCCUGUGCAUCCCGAACAAGCACAGCGCGAUCUGCAAAUGUCGCGAGGGAUUCAUCGGCGACCCACUCGACCAGAGGAUCGGAUGCAAGAAGGCCGAGUGCUUCCACCACGAGGACUGCAGGGACGACCAGAUCUGUCACGAGAACAAAUGCGUCGAUCCUUGCGUGAUGCGUCAGGGCUGCGGGGCGAACGCGCACUGUCUCGCGAAACGCCAUUCCGCUACAUGCACCUGUAGAGAAGGCUACGAAGGCGAUCCUGUCGCUGGCUGCGUGCUCAUCGACUUCUGCAGAAAAGGCAACCCGUGUCACGCUACGGCGCUCUGCCGAAACCGUUUCGGUGGCGCUCACUGCGAGUGCCCUCCGGACCGUCACAUCGGUAACCCCAACGGUCCGCCGGGCUGCCGACAUCCGAACGAAUGCCCCAACGGCGACGUCGACUGUCCGCCGACGGCCGCCUGCAUCAGAGACGGUCCGACGCCGAUGUGCAAGUCGCCGUGCAGCGUGCCGCACACCUGCGGUCCGGACGCCAUCUGCCGAGUCGAUAACCACAAAGCCAGCUGCUAUUGCCCGCACGGAUUCACCGGCCAACCCUACGAUCGUGCAACGGGAUGCGUGCGUAUUCCGCCGUUCUGCGACGACGAUACCUCGUGCCCAGCGCCGCUGGUCUGCGAGAAACGCCGCUGCCGAACGCCGUGCGCCGCCAAAGACGAGUGCGCCACCCGCGAAAUCUGCAGUCGCGGUCACUGCAUCCAGGGAUGUCUGGAGGACCGUGACUGCCUCGACAAGGAGAUCUGUCUCGAGAGGAACUGCAUCGUCGGCUGCCGCUCGGACUCCGACUGCCGCUACGACGAGGCCUGCGUCCAGAACCAGUGCAAGAACCCCUGCGACAACCCGACCGCCUGCGGAACCAACGCCGAGUGCCAGACGAUCCAGCACAGGGCUCAAUGCACCUGCCCGCCGCGAUUCACCGGAAACGCGCUGGUCUCCUGCGUCCGAGUCUCGGUCUCGUGCCGAACCUCGGUCGAAUGCGGCGACCACCAGAACUGCGUGUCGACCAGAUGCCGCGUCGAGUGCUCGACCGACGCCGACUGCGCGUUCGGCGAACGGUGCUUCAGCAACAGCUGCUUCAUCCUCUGCCGUUCCGACUCCGAAUGCUACGACGGAGAGAUCUGCGUCGGCAACCGCUGUCAGCUCGGAUGUCGAUCCAACGAACAGUGCCCCGAUCAUCUCGCAUGCGUCAGCAAUCAAUGCCGAGACCCCUGCGAGGGACAGGCCACCUGCGGCCCGAACGCCGAGUGCCGGGUCGCCAACCACCGGUCCGUGUGCUCGUGUCCCGCGAACUUCAUCGGACGUCCCCAUGCGAACGUGGCUUGCGUACGGAAAGCGAUCGUCUGCAGCUCGAGCCAGGCGUGCGAGCCCGGAAGCAUCUGCUUCUUGGGCUAUUGUCGUCUCACCUGCAGCACCAACCAGGACUGCGCUCUGAACGAACGGUGCGUCGACAACCGAUGCCACGUGCAGUGCCAUCGGGACAAGGAAUGUUUCGACUGGGAGAUCUGCGAACACAAUUUCUGCAAGGUCGGAUGUCGUGCUGAUACCGAUUGCCCGACGAAUUUGGCCUGUAUCAAGAACCAGUGUACGGAUCCCUGCGCGAGUCCAACCGCCUGUGGAACCAACGCCGCCUGUCAAGUGUUCAACCAUAGACCCCAAUGCUCGUGUCCGGCCGGACUUCGAGGAGAAGCGGAAAUCGAAUGCGUCCGAAGCUCGAUCGACUGUCGGGCGAACGACGACUGCGGAGUCGGCGCUCGCUGCGAGUCGACCAUCUGCCGCGUCACCUGCAGCAGCGACAACGAGUGUUUCGAUAACGAGCGAUGCGUAGAGCGACACUGUAGCCUCAUCUGCACAGCGGAUUCCAUUUGCCCGAAAAAUCACAUCUGCGAAAAAGGACUGUGUCUAUUCGGUUGCCGAUCCGAUUACGACUGUCCGAACAGUGAGCAGUGCAUCAACAGACAGUGCGUGGAUCCCUGCGAGAGCCCAGCGGCGUGCGGACCUCAGGCGAAAUGCGAAGCUGUCAACCAUCGAGCUCUCUGCAACUGUCUUCCCGGAUUCACCGGAGACCCACAGGUGGAAUGCUCCAAGGUCGAAUGUGUCAUCGAUUCGGAAUGCGCUCUCGGCAAAAUCUGCCAGAACUACCGUUGCUACGAAGGCUGUCGAUCCGACUCGACGUGCCGCGACGACGAAAGCUGUAUCAGUCGACAAUGUCAGAACCCGUGCAAAUUCAUCGGGGCUUGCGGCGCCAACGCGAUCUGUGUCACCAAGAGUCACCGUCUCACCUGUAGCUGUCCGCCGAAAACGCUCGGGGAUCCGUUCGUCGAGUGCAUCAGCGAUCCGGACAUUUGCAGCAGAUCGGACGAGUGCGGAAGAGAGCGAUCUUGCGAUUCCGGACGCUGCGUACUCAAGGUCGAGUGCAACAGGGAUUCCGACUGUCAGCUGGGCCACAUCUGCGAGGACCAUCGAUGCUUCGAAGGCUGUCGAGGAGACGCCAACUGCCCCGUCAACCAAGCCUGCCACAACGGACAGUGCCAGAACCCGUGCUCGAUCCGAGGGGCUUGCGGAGUUCACGCCGACUGCCUGCCGGAGAACCACCGCGCGCACUGCUUCUGCCCGCCCAGUCUCACCGGGAACCCUCAGUUCGAAUGCAAGAAAUCGCAGGACUGCCGCGUCAACGAAGAAUGUCAACCCGGUUUCGUCUGCUUGCGCGGAAAAUGCGCUCCGGCCGAAUUCUGCGCCUCGGACAACGACUGUAACCGCGGAGAAAUCUGCGAGAGCACCCGCUGCGUCAUCGGGUGCCGCUCGAACAGCGACUGCGACUUUUUCCUCGAAUGCCGCGACCGGGUCUGCCAGGACCCAUGCGUCCCGGGAGCCUGCGGUAUCAACGCCAAAUGCCAAGCGCUCGGACACCGGGCCGAGUGCAGAUGUCCGCAGAACUUCGAAGGCGACGCCCGCGUUCACUGUAAGGAGAUCCAGGUCGAAUGCCUCACGGACAGCGACUGCGGACUGGAGAAGUACUGUGUCAGCACACGGUGCAUCUUCGGCUGCCGCGUCGACGAGCACUGUCCGUUCGAUAAGGCCUGCGUCCAGGGCUCGUGCAGGAACCCGUGCAGCGUGCCCGGCGCCUGCGGGAUCAACGCCCUCUGCCGGCCCCACCACCACCGAGCGGUGUGCACGUGUCCCCACGAGAAGAUCGGGGAUCCUCGCGUGCAGUGCUCGGCGAAGAUCGUCGUCCACGAAAUCAGAACCGAGUGCUCGACCGACCACCCGUGCGCGAUCGGUUUCAUCUGCCGCAACCACCACUGCAUCGCCGAUGGCUGCUCCCACGACUCCGCCUGCAAUCCGGGAGAGAUCUGUGAACGCAGAAAAUGCAUUCUCGGCUGCCGAAGGGACUCCGACUGCACGUUCGACAAGGCGUGCAUCAACACCCGCUGCACGAACCCCUGUUCCGUCCAGAACUCGUGCGGUAUCAACGCCGACUGCCGACCCGUCGUCCAUCGGCCCGUCUGCUCCUGUCUGUCGGGAUUCGAAGGAAAUCCGUACGAUUACUGCAGCAGGCCCGAGAUCCGACUGCCUCCUCCCGAGUGCACGAGGGAUCCCGACUGCAUGCUCGGCAAGAUCUGCGACAGCCAACACUGUGUUGAAGGUUGCCGUACCGACGAGAACUGUCCGUUCGACCGGGCCUGCUAUUCGCGGUCGUGCCAGAAUCCGUGCGCUCAACCCCACGCGUGCGGAAAAGGAGCGAAGUGUCUCGCGGUCGCCCAUCGACCCGUAUGCACCUGCCCCGCGGGUCUCUCCGGGGACCCGGCGUUCGAAUGCAUCGUACCCACCCAGGAGUUCUGCUUCCACGACGCCGAUUGUCCGCUGGGACGGAUUUGUGAGAAGGGCUUCUGCGUGGACGCCUGUCGAACCGACGACGCCUGCUCCUACGAUCAGGCUUGUAUCAGGAACCGCUGUCAGAACCCGUGCAGUUUCGAGAACGUCUGCGGUCUCAACGCCGACUGCAAGGCGGCCAACCACAAAGCCGUCUGCCUCUGCACCCCGGGCCUCACGGGAGACCCGCUCGAACAUUGUAUCGAGGUCCGCGAAGUCGGAUGUCACCACGACCGCGAGUGUCCUUUCGGUCAGAUCUGUACCAACAAGGAUUGCGUCGAAGGAUGCCGGACCGACGAUCACUGUUCUCCUGUCGAGUCCUGCUACAGAGGGAAGUGCGCGAAUCUGUGCAAACUCACCGGAACCUGCGGAACCGGAGCCACCUGUGUCAUGGAAGCCCACAGACCCGUCUGCUCGUGCGAUCCUGGUUACAUCGGCGAUCCGAGAUUCGAAUGCCGUUUGGCCCCGCCCGAACCGCCGAAGGAGUGCGAGAUCGAUUCAGAAUGCCAGCUGCGACACAUUUGCGAAUCGCAUAAAUGCGUCUUCGGUUGCCGUUCCGACCAGAGAUGCGGUCUCGACGAGGCCUGUAUCAACGGAAUCUGCCAGAACCCGUGCUCCGUGUUCGGAGCUUGCGGACGAAACGCUCUCUGUACUCCUGUCAACCAUCACGCCGACUGCGUCUGCUUACCUGGUCACCGCGGGAACCCGAACGUGGUCUGCGUGAAAGACGAGCCCAAACCCGAGUGCACUCGCGACAUCGAAUGCCCUCUCGGAUUCAUCUGCGAGAACCAGCGAUGCAUCGAGGGAUGUCGUCACGACAACAACUGCGCCGACGAUCGGGCUUGCAUCAACGGACAAUGCGAGCUCGUCUGUCGCUUGCCCAACGCGUGCGGAAUCAACGCGUUGUGUCAGCCGAGAAACCACCACGCGAUCUGCUCGUGCCCGCCAGGAUUCCAAGGAGAUCCUCAGACGGACUGCAAAGAAGUCAGAGAACCGGGAGGAUGUCUACACGAUAGCGACUGCGCCGUCGGGUUGCUCUGCGAGAACGGCGUCUGCAUCCCGGGAUGCAGGACCGACCACCACUGCGGUUUCCUCCAGGCGUGCAUCCGUCACACGUGUCAGGACCCAUGCAAGCAAUACGGCGCGUGUGGGCUGAACGCCGUGUGUCGCGCCUGGAACCACGACCGCAUCUGCAGCUGUCUGCCCGAAUUCACCGGAGAUCCCAAGCACCACUGCGUCAAAGUGCUCCCGCCGCCACCGGAGUGCGUCCGGGACGAAGAAUGCCACUACGGGAGAAUCUGCGAACUGAACAAAUGCAUCGUCGGAUGCCGGACCGACGUCAACUGUCCCGUCGAUGAACAGUGUCUCAACCGUCAAUGCGCCAACCCGUGUCUACGAUCAGGAGUUUGUGGACGAAACGCUCUCUGCUCUGCGGUACAGCAUCGCGAACUGUGCACCUGCGAUCCUGGCUUCACUGGAGAUCCAAUCGUUGCAUGCGAAAAGGUGCCCGACGGAUUUUGCCGACGCGACGAAGAAUGCGGAUACGGCGAAAUCUGUCACGCCUCGCGCUGCAUACCUGGAUGCCGAACUCACAGCCAGUGUUCGUUCGACAAGGCGUGCAUCAACCGUCUUUGUCAGGACCCUUGCCUCAUCGGCGGGGUCUGCGGCAGCAACACGAAAUGUCACGCCGCCAACCACGAGGCGAUCUGCAACUGCUUGCCCGGGUACACGGGAGAUCCGCUGUCUCGGUGCGAUCUCGUCCCGAAACCGGAAUGCUACCAAGACCUCGACUGCGGAAAAGGCUACGUCUGUCACGACGGCUUCUGCAAGGACAUCAACGAGUGUCUGCACGGCCGCGGUCCCUGUGGACACGGCGCCAUCUGCAGCAACCUGCCCGGUAGCUUCCAAUGUACCUGUCCAAGCGGACUCAUCGGAGACCCUUACCACGAGCGCUGUAGGCAGAGAAUUGAGGGUUGCACAAGAGACGAUCAAUGCAAGGACUACGAAGCGUGCGACCGGAUCACCGAACAAUGCUAUGACGUCUGUCACAAGCCCGGAGUCUGCGGACGGGGCGCCGAAUGCCGCGGCGUCCACCACCGCGCCGAGUGCGUCUGCCCGAGCGGACUCCGCGGCAACCCACACGUCGAAUGCACCAUUGCCAGAGGCUGCGUACACCAUCACGAGUGUCCGGGCAAUCUGCAGUGUCUCGGCGAGUACUGCGGAUGCCCGCGGCCGUUCCAGCAACGGAGCUUCUUCUGUAUCCUCACCUCGCACAACUGCACCACCACCGAUCCGUGCACCGAAAACCAGGAAUGCAUCUACGACGGGCCUGUUCAUCACGGUUUUUGCGUCUGUCCCCGAGGCUUCGUGCUCAUGCCGAACGGGAUCUGCCGCGACAUCAACGAAUGCGACCAGCUGCCGUUCCCCUGCGCCAGCGGGGCCCAGUGCUACAACAAGGUCGGAUCCUUCGAGUGUGUAUGCCCACCGGGAACAAACGGAGAACCCUACCACGCGGGCUGCGAGCCGCCCAAGGGAGAAUGCACCACCGAUAACGACUGUCCAGACCACAAGGCUUGCGACGUUUCCAUUCUCAAGUGCUACGACCCCUGCCUGGCACCCGACGCCUGUGGCCACAACGCACGCUGUCGAGCGACCAGCCACAAGGCGCAGUGCGAGUGCCCGGCGGGCCACACCGGAAACCCCAAAGUCCACUGCCACAAGCUCAUUGGAUGCCCUCACGAGUUCCAAUGUCCCGGCAACCUUCUGUGUCUGGACGGCUACUGCGGCUGUCCUCCUGAAUUCCAGCGACGACUCGACUACUGUUUCAGGACAAGCCACAACUGCACCACGACGAACCCUUGCGACCGACAUAACGAAGAGUGCGUUUACGUCGGCCGUCAGGAUGGCUUCUGCGUUUGUCCCCGCGGUUUCCGCAUCACGCCCAAUGACGAUUGCGUCGACAUAAACGAAUGCGUCGAGAUCACACCUUGCGGCAGAGCGGCCGACUGCGUCAAUCUGCCCGGAAGCUACGAGUGCGGCUGCCCGCCCGACCACGAGGGCGACGCCUACAAGGGCGAAUGCCUCCGGCUGGCGCCGCCCAAGCCUCGCUGCGCCGUCGACGACGACUGCCCGCAACACGAGGCCUGCGACAGAUCGAUCCCCGAUUGCAUCGAUCCAUGCCUCAAAGACCAAUGCGGCGUCGACGCCAUCUGCCGCGUGCAGAACCAUCGGCACAGCUGCAGCUGCCCGCCCGGCUACACCGGCGAUCCGCUGGUGCGCUGCGUGAAGAUCGAAAUCUGCGGCAUCGACUACAACUGUCCCGGCAACCUGAUCUGCCUCGACGAUCGCACCUGCGGCUGUCCUCCGAGCCUCGAACGACGUGGGGACUUCUGUAUCGCGGAAUCGCGAAACUGCACCACCACCAAUCCUUGCCACAAGAACGAGGACUGUAUCUACGUCGGACCGAAGGACGGCUUCUGCGUGUGCCCUCGCGGAUUCAGACAUCAGGCCGAUUUCAGAUGCGUCGACAUCAACGAGUGCAUCGAGCUGCCCGACCCGUGCGCCAAGAACGCGCUCUGCAACAACACGCAGGGCGGCUACGACUGCCAUUGCCCGCCGGGAACCGUAGGCGACGCCUACAUCCGAGGCUGCGAGAAGCUCGAGGAGGGCUGCAAGAGCAACGACGACUGCCCCAACGAUAAGAUCUGCGAUUUCGGAACGAAGCAGUGCAUUUCCCCGUGCUUCGUCUGCGGACCGUCCGCCAUCUGCACCGUCACGAACCACGUGGCGCUGUGCACGUGUCCGCCAGAUUUCAUCGGAGACCCGUACGACAAGAUCCACGGCUGCUACGUACCGCCGCCCCAGCGAACCGAGCCGCCGGUGCAGGACACCCCGCCCGGUGGGCUGGACGUCAUGUGUCUCGCCGACGGCGUGCAGGUGCUCAUAUCUCUGGACAACUUCAACGGAGUCGUUUACGUUAAGGGACACAGUCAAGAUGAAAGCUGUCGACGAAUCAUCGCGAACAGCAACGCCCGCGAAACGGUCGACUUCAAGGUUCUGUUCAACUCAUGCGGUCUGGUCCACAUCAACGGCGAGGCGUCGUUCGUUCUAGUCAUUCAGAAACAUCCUAAACUUGUUACAUAUCGGGCACGAGCUUAUCACAUCAAAUGCGUCUACAACACCGGUGAACGGACCGUGACGCUCGGCUUCAACGUCAGCAUGAUCACGACGUCGGGAACGAUUUCCAAUACCGGACCACCUCCCACGUGUCACAUGCAGAUCUGCACUGUCGACGGAAAGGAAGUCUCCCAGGCCGAGAUCGGAGAUGACCUCCUGCUCAAGGUCACCGUUCAACCCCACGAAAUCUACGGUGGAUUCGCUCGAGGCUGCAUCGCCAAAACGAUGGAAGACGACGAAGAAGUUCAGUACGAGGUCACCGACAACAACGGAUGCGCCACCGACACGUCCAUAUUCGACAACUGGAGUUACGAUCCCGAGACCAAAGUGCUCAUGGCUAGAUUCAAUGCUUUCAAAUUCCCAUCGAGCAACAACCUGCGCUUCCAGUGCAGCAUCCGAGUCUGCUUUGGCUCUUGUCCUCCGGUUCAUUGCCAAGGCGUUGACGCAUUCGGUCGAAGACGUCGUCGAAGGCGGCAAGUCGCCGGCGGAUCAGACCUCAAUCCGGGAUCCAUCGGAUUCCAGGAAGGAACGCUCCGGGAGGAAAUUCAGGUUCAAUCGAACGCGAUUCUAACCUUCGAGAAGAAGGAAAAUCAAAUCGGACCUCUACAAGAGCUGAACGAAGGCCCUGCCAUCGAGGAAAUCGACACGGUGUGCCUUCCGAAACUCGGUCUGCUGAUUUCGUUGAUUUUAACGACUCUUCUCGCGCUCGUGGUCGUCGCCGUAGCGAUCUCCUGCUGGCUGAUGGCCUACAGACGGCGGACCCGCUCCCCCGGACCGCUACCACAUCCCGCGGAGUUCCCCAAUCCCUUGUACACCACUCCCGAACCAACCAUUGCCGAACCAGCUCCAGAUUACUACCAAGCGCCUUCCAGGCUACACUCGAGGCUCCGUUGA